GCCUGAUCUGCGCCGAAGAUGGCCGGUUAUGACGUCACCACUAAUCUGCGCUGAAAAUGGCUGCUUCGAGGACGGUCUCUGGGAACACCGGGAUGAUUUCGCUUUUUCUUCUGUGUGCGAUCGCAGCAGCGACGAGCGAUGAGCACGUCCCUCUGGUCGCAUGGGCGAGCGAUGGAUUUGCCUUGUCUCCUGUGAAUGCUCCAUCAGCGGGUCACACUAUGUCUGUGGAGGAGUUGGAGUCACACCUGAACACAGCGCUGAGCACCACGCCGCAUAAUCUGCUGCUCUUCCUGCAGGAUAAAUUGAGUGUUGAUGACUUCACAUUGUAUGGAGGCGUCUUUGGAAACAAGCAGGACAGUGUCUUCCAAAAUCUGGAGGCAGCUGUGCUGUCCUCUUCCUUCUUGUGGUUGCCGUCGGUGUCAUCAUCUGCCACUGCUUUGGUCUCUACACUGCUCCAGAACCAGAUUGAUGCAGCUCCUCUCUACAUGAACCCAGACACUCUUGCUCAACUCCGCCUGAAUGCAUCUGUUGCUGCCUUGCUGGUCUUCCGCCUCCCUUACAGUGGCGGUGCUGAUAUGAUGUCUACUAAAGAAGUGCUCAGUGGAAAUGAUGAGGUGAUUGGUCAGGUGCUGAGCAUCAUGAGAGCUCAGUCUGUGCCAUAUACCGCGAUCUUUACUGCACUUUGGCCCUCAAGGGUGUUAGAAGAGGCGUCCCCAGCUGUGCAUUCUGUCUGGUCACGAUCUCUACUGCAGUCCCGUCGUGAGGAGACUACUGCUCCUAAGCCACCUGUGGAGUUCAAGGAGAAGGGCUCCACCUGCAUUCUCCUGUGGGCGGAGAAGCUGGUGGUUAGCCAGUAUCGCUCAGGAAAGUGGGAGAGGCAUGAUCUUGCCCCCAAAACCUUUGGUGAAGGUGUGGCUCUCGACCUGUCUGGAUCGUCCUGCAAUGAGACUCACUCCCGGUUGGUAUUGAACUAUGAGGAUGUCCUGAAUUACCGCUCUUUUAAGCUCAUUUUUGUAAUGAACCGCCGUCACUACAAGGUUUCUGCACGCCAUUGGUUCACCAUGGAUCUAGUUCAUCUGGAGUAUGAUGGAAAAAAUGCCACAUUCAAUGGCAGCCGUUACAUCUACGCCCCUGCCGAAUACUCAUACCGAUGUGAGUCUGUGAGCAGUUCGCGCUACUCUCAACUGUCUCCACACUCAGACAAGGACAACGCCAACGACUGGCAGAUCUAUUUCGAUGACUUCCAGAUUCAGGGCUUUAAUGUGGCUGGGAAGGAUUUCUCUUAUGCCAGCGACUGUGCUAGUUUCUUCACUCCUGGUAUCUGGAUGGGGCUUGUCACAUCUCUUCUCAUGGUGCUGGUCCUCACUUACGGCCUGCACAUGAUCAUGCAGUUGCGCACCAUGGACCGUUUCGACGACCCCAAGGGCCCUGCUAUCUCUGUUCCCCAGACGGAGUAAAACUUUUCUUUAUCAUCCUCACAAGCACUCUUGUGUUUACUUUGGUUAUUGAUUUAUUUAUUAUUUUCUUGUCAUCAGGGUUAUAAUCAUUCCUUUAAUAAUGUUAAGGAAUGCAUGUCCAGAACUUAAAAGGAAAUAUAUAUAUUUUUUUGUUUUCAGAUCCAGAAUAAUCUUAUUGUAUUUGCAAACUGAGGCACAAUAAUAAAUUGAUGAUAAAAAUUAAAUAUCUAUUACCAGAAGGCUUAAUGUUUUGUGUGCUAUAACUGUAAAUAUGCGAAGAUUUUGUUUUUGCUCUUUUAAAGAUUUAAGUUAUUAUAUUAAAUAUUAAAAUUAAAUAAUAUUUAUUGGUGGUGUGCAUAUAUGUUUGCAUCCAAUUUCUCUGCUGUCUGUUCUUUGGUCUGGUGUGUAUCCAUAGAUGUUGCUGUGUAUUGUUGUGAGAACCGACAUGGUUUUUUUUGACCACAUAAUAUCAAAAUUUUACCACAAACAUUCUCACAUAAUAUUUUCCUAUGUGUACUAUGAAUCAUUUGCUCAAAUAGCUCUCAUAAAUAUUUUUUUUUAUUUAUGUUGUUGGCACAUGGUUUAUAAAAGGUGAUCUGUUGUCAUGUUUUGGAGAAUUAUGCUCGUGAAUGUGUAUAUUGUGCCAGUGUUUAAUAAACUUAAUUGAGACAUAA
This is a messenger RNA of Puntigrus tetrazona (Sumatra barb), 2131 nucleotides long. It is a transcript of the gene atp6ap1a, whose product is annotated as ATPase H+ transporting accessory protein 1a. Bases 57 to 1457 code for a protein of 466 amino acids. NCBI's taxonomy places the organism in Eukaryota, Metazoa, Chordata, Actinopteri, Cypriniformes, Cyprinidae. Gene Ontology annotation, cellular component: proton-transporting V-type ATPase complex. The transcript has 10 exons. The record is from RefSeq and is a predicted model, not a curated record.